Molecule: messenger RNA, 1230 nt
Organism: Prunus armeniaca (apricot)
Lineage: Eukaryota; Viridiplantae; Streptophyta; Magnoliopsida; Rosales; Rosaceae
Source: the annotation of a GenBank genome assembly
AUGGAAGUCGAAGCCGCUGAAAUUGACACUUCAGUUUGUAACAAACAAGUGCACCAACAACCUCACAAGGUUCCUACUUCGGAAGAUGUGAAGGUUCCUAGUCUUGAAGAACCCCUCAUUCCUAGUCCGGAAGAUAGGGAAGGGUACAGAGUUAUUUGUAAAACAAUGUUAAAUUUGUUAGAGGAUUGGAAUAAGAAAGAAAUUAAGGGGGUGGGACGGAAGGCGAGGCCUCCCAUGGAAACUAGUAUAAAUCUGGUUGGUGAUGAAGUGGACAAGGAGGCUAAUGCCACGGUUCAAAAACCAGAUGCGGAAGGCAAAGGAUGCAGACUGAAGCGGCGCGAAAACAUUACACCUGAGGCCCGUUUUGAUCCAACACAACCCGUGGCCAUGGACGAUGUGAAGGCUAUGAUACAAGUUUGCAAGGCUUGGAAAAGUGACAUCAGUGCGGAGCUGGAGCUCGAACCAUUUGUAGUUGGGGCGGAUUUUUUUUACAAACUUGUAGAUGAAACUGCAUGGAUGAGCUCGAGGCACCUUGACAUGGCCAUGUUUCUAAUACGCAAAAGACAACUCUCUCAUCCCCAAGUAUUUGGAACGGAGUGGACAACUGCCGAGUUUUGUCUGCAGCAAUUUUUACAGCCAAUUACACCGCCAAGUGCGAAACGAGUUACGAGGAAACAAAUUGCUUCAAUGACUGUUGACCCUCCCCCUAACUACCUCAGAAAUAUACACCACUUUGUCUGGGGUUCAUGGCAACAUGGUUAUGCACAAGCAUGGACGAAAGUCCGCAAGGUCUAUCUCCCGUAUAAUGUUCGACAGUCCCAUUGGGUGGCUGUAGAAAUUGACUUUGUCAGACAUACUGCCACUGUGUACGACUCGUAUACUGUUUUUACCUCCAACACAAUGCUUGUCCGACAGAUGGAGCCUAUUACCCAGACGCUUGCAAAGGUGUUGUAUGACAUGAGGUUUUAUGAGAAAUCGGAGGUUGAAGCGGUGAAGAAAAAGGGGAUUGACAUGCCAACGUUUAACCCAUUCACAAUUUGCAGAAUUUCCGAUGUUCCUCAGCAAAGUGAUGGUACCUCAUGUGGCAUUAUGACCGUCAAAUUUAUUGAGUAUCUCAGUGCUGGCAUUCCUUUUAAUACCAUUGACCCAGCCAAGUUUGGCUACUACCGAUUGAGCUUGCAAUCGAGGCUCUCAGGGGAGAGGCCUAUGUAUGAGGGUGUUAAUUUGUGA